AUGGUGUUUACCUGGCGAGGAGGCACGGGGACCCGGCGCCUGCUCCUGUCGCUUCUGCUCUUCUCGCUCUGGGAGGCUGGGAUCACCCAGGUCCGCUACUCGGUCCCCGAGGAGGCCAAGCACGGCGCCUUCGUGGGCCGCAUCGCGCAGGACCUGGGGCUGGAGCUGGCGGAGCUGGUGCCGCGCCUGUUCCGCGUGGCGCCCAAGGGCCGCGGGGACCUUCUGGAGGUGAAUCUGCAGAAUGGCAUUUUGUUCGUGAAUUCUCGGAUCGACCGCGAGGAGCUGUGCGGGCGCCGCGCGGAGUGCAGCAUCCACCUGGAGGUGAUCGUGGAGAGGCCGCUGCGGGUUUUCCACGUGGAGGUGGAGGUGAGGGACAUUAACGACAACCCGCCGGAGUUCAGCGGAGAACAGAAGGUACUUAUUUCUGAAUCUGCGCCUCUGGACUCGCAUUUUCCUCUAGAGGGCGCGUCUGAUGCGGAUAUCGGGGUAAACUCUCUUCUGACUUACAGGUUAAGUCUAAAUGAGUAUUUUACUCUCAAAAUAAUGACGAAAAACGAUAAAAGUAUAUUGCCUGAACUGGUUCUUCAGAAGUCCUUGGAUAGAGAGGAAACGCCAGAACUUCAUAUAUUGCUGACCGCCUUGGAUGGCGGUAAACCCGAGCUAACAGGCUCUGUUCCUAUUCAGAUAACCAUCCUGGAUGUGAAUGACAAUGCUCCGGAGUUUGAUAAGCCUGGCUAUAAAGUGGUGCUGUUUGAAAAUGUCCCAAAUGACACGAGAGUGAUUCAGCUAAACGCUUCUGAUCGAGACGAAGGACUGAACAGAGAAAUUUCCUAUGGAAUCAGAAUGAUUUUGCCAGCGAGUGAGAAAUGCAUGUUUUCAAUAAAUCCAGAAACAGGAGAAAUCAGAACUUUUGGGAAACUGGAUUUUGAAGAGAAUAAUGAAUAUGAAAUUUAUGUUAACGCCAUUGAUAAAGGGAUUCCUUCCAUGGCAGGUCACUGCACAGUCCUGGUGGAAGUUUUAGACCGCAAUGACAAUACACCCAAGGUAUCGGUCACUUCGCUCUCACUCCCGGUUCGAGAGGAUGCUCAAGUGGGCACAGUCCUUGCCUUGAUCAGCGUGUCUGACCAUGACUCUGGCGCCAAUGGGCAGGUGACCUGCACCCUGUCGCCACAUGGUCCCUUCAAGCUGGUCUCUACCUUCAAGAAUUACUAUUCGCUGGUGCUGGACGGCGCCCUGGACCGCGAGAGCGUGGCGAACUAUGCUGUGGUGGUGACCGCGCGGGACGGGGGCUCGCCUUCGCUGUCGGCCACAGCCAGCGUGUCCGUGGAGGUGGCCGACGUGAACGACAACGCGCCGGAGUUCGCGCAGCGCGAGUACACGGUGUUCGUGAAGGAGAACAACCCGCCCGGCUGCCACAUCUUCACGGUGUCGGCGCGCGACCGGGACGCGCAGGAGAACGCGCUGGUGUCCUACUCGCUGGUGGAGCGGCGGGCGGGCGAGCGCGCGCUGUCGAGCUACGUGUCCGUGCACGCGGAGAGCGGCCGCGUGUACGCGCUGCAGCCCCUGGACCGCGAGGAGCUGGAGCUGCUGCAGUUCCAGGUGAGCGCGCGCGACGCGGGCGCGCCGCCUCUGGGCAGCACCGUGACGCUGCAGGUGUUCGUGCUGGACGAGAACGACCACGCGCCCGCGCUGCUGCCGCCCGGGGCCGUGCUGCUGUCGCUGGUGGACGGCGGCCAGGCGCCCAAGGCCUCUGUGUCGGCGUCUGCGGGCGCCGCGGGCUCGGAGGCGGCGCUGGUGGACGUGAACGUGUACCUGAUCGUCGCCAUCUGCGCGGUGUCCAGCCUGCUGGUGCUCACGCUGCUGCUGUACACGGCCGUGCGGUGCUCGGCGGCGCCGAGCGGGGGCGCGUGCGGGCCGGGGCAGCCCAGGCUGGUGUGCCCGGGCGCGGGGGGCAGCUGGUCGGCCUCGCAGCAGAGGCGGCCGCGGGUGUGCUCUGGGGAGGGCGCGCCCAAGACGGACCUCAUGGCCUUCAGCCCCAGCCUUCCACAGUCAGUAGAAGAUGGUUUAAAUUCUUCCAGUGAAGUAAGUCAUUGAUAUAUAUUUGCUCCUUUUAAGAACUUUUUGUUAAGGUAUAAAUAGAUCCUAUUUUCCUCCCCCACCCAUGUUACCCUUUAAAUGGUCGAUAUCU
Miniopterus natalensis is the source of this 2188-nucleotide messenger RNA. The record is from RefSeq and is a predicted model, not a curated record. NCBI's taxonomy places the organism in Eukaryota, Metazoa, Chordata, Mammalia, Chiroptera, Miniopteridae.